AUGGCAUACGCUGAGGAACGAGAGAAAGUACAUGAACACGAAGCACAAGAACUGCAACAGUUUACCUUUUGUGAAAACAACAACAGCUCAGUGGAGCCCGAUGAAAAACAAAAGAAGAAACCGACAGAAAAUUUAUUUGAGCAUGCUCUUUUAAAUUGUGAAAAAAUUGAAGUACAAUGUUUUCCAUUUUUGACUACAGAUUACCAAGGGCAACUGGAAUCGGUAGAAGAAGAAGACAGUGAUGAAGGAAGGUUUGUCAACGGAAUAACUAAGGAUUUGAUACAAAAUAAAGAGGAAAUCACCUUAAUUUGGUUUGAUAAUACUAUUGACCUAAAUGAUAAAGCUAUCAGACGUUCAACGCAAAUUUAUCGAGAGAUAAAUGAUUAUAUAUUAUUUUAUACCGAACAAACCAAAUGUAUUAAUUAUAUUGAAUCAAUUAAAAAUGAAAAAAUAUUUUUUGUUGUAUUUGUUUUAUGUGCAAAGGACUUAAUUUCAAAAAUUCAUUCACUUAAACAAAUUCAUUCAAUAUUCGUGUAUUGUACUGAGAAUAAACAAAAUUACGAAUAUUUAUUAACUGACUACACUAAAGUACUUGGUAUAUUCAAAGAUCAGCAAGCUCUUGUGAAAUCUAUUAAAAGUAAUCUUCGAUUAGUACAAAAACAAUCCUCUAUUUUCAAUUUAUAUGAUCAACAACAAAAGUCAUUUCGCAAUUUAACUAAAGAAUCGAGUUCAUUUUUAUGGUUUCAGUUGUUCAAAGAAAUUGUUCAAAAAAUGUCGCGAACAGAAAAUGCAAAAAAAGAAAUGCUUGAAAAAUGUAGAGCUUAUUAUUAUGGAAAUAAGAAAGAACUUACAAAUAUUGAUGGAUUUGAAUUGACAUAUGUUUCCAAUGAAGCAAUAUUUUGGUAUACCAAAGAUGGUUUUGUACAUAAACUCAUAAAUAAAGCAUUAAGAACAGAAGAUAUAGAUGCAUUAUAUACAUUUCGAUUUUAUAUAUUCGACUUGUGUUCAUGUCUCAUGAUUAAACACGAACAACUAAAAGCGCUACUAU
Molecule: messenger RNA, 1048 nt
Organism: Didymodactylos carnosus
Lineage: Eukaryota; Metazoa; Rotifera; Eurotatoria; Philodinida; Philodinidae
Source: the annotation of a GenBank genome assembly